This is a messenger RNA of Orbilia oligospora ATCC 24927, 1377 nucleotides long. RefSeq lists its product as uncharacterized. The coding region runs from base 1 to 1377 and encodes 458 amino acids. The transcript is spliced from 2 exons. Lineage: Eukaryota; Fungi; Ascomycota; Orbiliomycetes; Orbiliales; Orbiliaceae. The record is from RefSeq and is a predicted model, not a curated record.
AUGCAACAACACAUACUUCUUAGCAUCCCAAUUCUCCUUCUACUAUCCCAAGCGAAUGCUAGACGAUUGGAAGCCGUGAGCAUUAGGCUCGGUAAUUUUGACAGCUCGACCAAUGAAUGGCAGAAAACACUUUUGAGCCCCGUAGUUUGGUACGACCGAAUUGACGAGGAAGAAUCCCCAGAUCCCAAAGACCGUUCAUUUCUCACCGGACGACCCGGAGAUGCUUAUGAUUGCUCAAAUAAUGUUGUUCCCCCCGGCGCUUUUUUGAGUGCGAUAGGGUUCGAUAAAAGACAUAUAAACCCUGAACUACCGGAUCGUCUAAAUCGCCUUGAAAUUCACCGAGUGCAGGAUUGCGAAGACGAUGAACCACUAGAGAUGUUUCUCGAAUUGGAGGGAGGUUGGGGAGCUGGAGAGACCGGACCUGAAGAACAGCAUCCAAGUCCACAUGAACAAGGCCAAAACUUUUGGGUGCAUUAUAACAACAAUCCAGAGAACACGGAAACUGAAUAUAAUAGAGAUGAGAUGGAAGAAGAAAAUGUGCAUUAUCAAAAUGAUGUUAUCGAAGAAGAACAACCGUUGGCACAGGAUGAUGACGACAACGACUUUCAGUGGAUACCUCGUGAAGAAGCAGGUUUCAAAAAACUAAGAAAACGACAAGCCCCUCCGGGGUCAGAUGACCUUGAAGAGGAAAACAGCGAAGGGUUCGUCGGCGGACUGCCCGCGACAAAUAUUGCAAAUCAGCCACAGCCACAAACCUUCCCGGGUCCGAAUUUUGAUUCCCCUCACCCAAAUGCCAAUCCGAACCGGAGGCCUGUCCUAGAAAACCUUGAACCACUCACUCCAGAUUCACAAAGCCCCCUAGUAGCAGAUUGGGAAAAUAGAUUUGGCAACCCCAACCAACAAAAUCCGCCGGUAUUUAGACGGCUGGAAUCCGACUUUGAAGCUGGGUUUGGAGGCGGUGAGGGCUUCGCGCCGGGAGAUCCGCUAUAUUGGGAUCCAAUGGAAACUCCGAGCGAGGAUGGAAGUGAGGUUAUUCAAUUUCCACAGGCGGCACAACGACGGGAAAACCAAGCUCUUAUUCCAUUCCCACAGAAUGAGGCCCCAAUUGUUAACGCUAGACCCCGGGUAAUCCCAAAUUUGGGAAUCCAAGACCUUCUCGCUAAUGCGAGAGCUGCCCCGCCUCGAGAUAUAGAGGAGUGGUUACGGGAUAACAAGGAUGAUAGCCCUGAAUUAUCUAUACCUGAGGGUAUUCCACCAACCUCCUCUAAUGUCAAACUGUUGCUUGCACAUAUAUGGCCAGAUUAUCAACUUGGGCCAAAUACUAGUUUUAGAUUCGUAUUCGAUCCUUACGUCGUCCAUGACGUUGAAGCUCUCUAA